This is a messenger RNA of Babesia bovis T2Bo, 617 nucleotides long. Its product is annotated as SmORF protein. The transcript has a single exon. The record is from RefSeq and is a predicted model, not a curated record. NCBI's taxonomy places the organism in Eukaryota, Apicomplexa, Aconoidasida, Piroplasmida, Babesiidae. The coding region runs from base 10 to 576 and encodes 188 amino acids.
UCCACCAGGAUGCUAUCCUUCAACACAUUACCAAAGCUCUGUGUAUUAGUGGCCUUCGGGCUGUCUGCCACUGUCACUUCUGCAGAGGUAGUCCCGGAGCAACCCAAGAAGGAAUCGUUAGGCAGCGGAUUCUCCCGUAAGAAUGAAGAACCAUCUACUAAACCUGUGGAAGUAAAGGAAACAACAAAGAUUGAGACUCAGGAUCACAGUGAGACAACAGAACCACCCAAGUACUCUGUUGAGUGGUAUCUGUUGCCCAAGCCCGAAAGCAGAGCUGCCUUACGUUAUUUUUUGCCAACUGUUUUGGCCAACACUGUACCAAAAAACUGUAAUGAACCAAUAUUACCAGUUGUUGAAAAACGUAUUAGGAAGUGUAUCGCAUUGUAUGCCGUCGACUGGUAUUUGUUACCCAAGCCGGAAAAUAGAACCGCUCUACGCUAUAUGUUACCAUCUGAUUUGGCUGAAAAAGUACCAGACGAUUAUGAUGAACCAAUAGAUCCUGAGGUUGAAGAACUUAUUAGGAAAUAUUUCUCAAUUGAUGCAAAGAAAAUGUUUAACGGAAUCAUGUUCCUAUGAUUGUUCGACGGAAAUUUAAAUUAUUAGCGUAGAUGCAUGCU